AUGAAUGGAGCAGCUGGACCUUCGCAUAUUGACAGCCGCGAGCGAGUUCUCAAAUUAGGGGGCAGUUUUGAGAAGCAGCCUCGCUGCGCCUUCCACACUGUGCGCUAUGACUUCAAACCUGCCUCUAUUGACACUUCUUGUGAAGGAGAGCUUGAAGUCGGCAAAGGUGAACAGGUGACAAUUACUCUACCAAAUAUAGAAGGUUCAACUGCACCAGUAACUGUUUUCAAAGGUUCAAAGAAACCUUACUUAAAAGAAUGCAUUUUGAUUAUUAACCAUGAUACUGGGGAAUGUCGUCUAGAAAAACUCAGCAGCAACAUCACUGUAAAAAAAACAAGGUUUGAAGGAAGUAGUAAAAUUAGGUAUCGGAUAGAACAGCAGCAGCAACAAAUGCGAAAUUCACCUAGGCCUCCCAAUCUUAUAAAACAUUCUCCAUCCGAAGACAAGAUGUCCCCAGCAUCUCCAAUGGAUGAUAUUGAAAGAGAACUGAAAGCAGAAGCUAGUCUAAUGGACCAGAUGAGUAGUUGUGAUAGUUCAUCAGAUUCUAAAAGUUUAUCAUCUUCAAGCAGUGAGGAUAGUUCCAGUGAUUCAGAAGAUGAAGAGUGCAAAUCCUCCCCUGAUCCAGGGAACUAUAUCUCAGAACAUCCUACCAUGUCUAUCAUGCCACAGUGCAGGAUUCCUGAGAUAGUGUCUGGUCAGAAUAAACAUCAUGACAACAAUGGCCUUCUGAUGAAUACUUUAAGAAAUGAUUUGCAGCUGAGUGAAUCAGGAAGUGACAGUGAUGACUGA
Rangifer tarandus platyrhynchus (Svalbard reindeer) is the source of this 789-nucleotide messenger RNA. NCBI's taxonomy places the organism in Eukaryota, Metazoa, Chordata, Mammalia, Artiodactyla, Cervidae. The record is from the annotation of a GenBank genome assembly.